GCAUGAAGAGGUGUACACAUGGACAAAUCCAAUGUGCUGUGUGCACAACGUCAUUUUGGGAAAACUCUGGAUUGAACAGUAUGGAACGGUGGAGAUCAUCAACCACAGCACCGGAGACAAGUGUGUUUUAAACUUCAAGUCUUGUGGGAUGUUUGGAAAAGACCUUCACAAAGUGGAAGGUUACAUCCAGGACAGCAGUAAGAAAAAGCGGAGUGUGAUCUAUGGAAAGUGGACCGAGUGCAUGUACAGUGUGGACCCUAAGCUAUACGAAACGUACAGGAAGUCAGAAAAGAAGCCCAGCAGCGACUCCAGGAAGCUGAAACAGGAGCGAAGCUGCGAAGGUGAGGAGGCUGACGACCUGCCAGACGUUCAGGAAACUGUGACUGUGAUACCAGGAAGUGCCUUAUUGUGGAGGGUCACGCCACGGCCGGCUCACUCAGCACAGAUUUAUAACUUUACCAGCUUCGCUGUGACACUAAACGAGCUGAAGCCCGACAUGGAGAGGCAGCUGGCGCCAACAGACUGCCGGCUGAGGCCCGACAUCAGAGCCAUGGAGAACGGAGACAUUGAUUUAGCGAGUGCAGAGAAAGAGAGGUUAGAAGAGAAGCAAAGAGCUGCACGCAGAGAACGCUCCAAAGAUGAAGAGGAGUGGACCACCAGGUGGUUUGAGCUGAGAACAAACCCUCACACGGGCACUGACGAUUGGCUGUACACAGGUGGAUACUUCGACAGGAACUACACCGACUGUCCUGACAUUUAUUGACCCCAGAGACGCCCGGUGUUUCUGACAGCGUUCACUUCGAUGCAGCAUCUCAGAUUCGUGGCGUUGUGACGCUCAGACCAUCUCUGGUUCUGGUUUUUGAAAAACUCUUCUCUGUUAAUCAGAUUAUCUGCAGCCGACUGUGAACAAACUCCUGGAGAAGAGACGUAACAUUUUUAGAGCUUACUGACCAUAGAUGUUGGCACCUCCGUUAUUAAACCUGAAGAUAUAUUCUCCUCACCCUUAGAGGGCGUCGUCUGUGGAAAGGAGCUGCCGCAGGACACUACAGGAAAUAAACAGCUGCUUUUAGUUCAGGUACUCAGAACUACACUUCUGUCCAGUUUCUUUCAGAUAUCAGGGAUUAUUUAAACACAUCUGCAACUUUUAUAGAAUUACAUGUCUUGUAUUCAGCACUAAAAUGUCACAAAGAGACUUGUGGUAGAAGAAGCUGCUUGUAAGCUUGUUUACGUCUCCAGUAAACAGAUGCUGUCUGUAACUACAGUCAUGUAUGUGCACGUUCACCAACAUGUUAAACUACUUGAGCUGAAGCCAUGAAGUCUGUGAAAACUCCAAGUGAAACAGACGUGAUGACUUCAGAGCCUCCGUUCUGUACUCUGAACGUGGACGGGGUUCAGGAGUGCACGAAUCACGUUUCAAUCCUUCUGUGUUGGACAAUAAAAAAAGGUUCUCAAGCUU
Messenger RNA from Nematolebias whitei (Rio pearlfish), 1456 nucleotides. RefSeq names its product oxysterol-binding protein-related protein 2. The record is from RefSeq and is a predicted model, not a curated record. Lineage: Eukaryota; Metazoa; Chordata; Actinopteri; Cyprinodontiformes; Rivulidae. Gene Ontology annotation, cellular component: cytosol; intracellular membrane-bounded organelle; membrane. Gene Ontology annotation, molecular function: cholesterol binding.